CGUCGCCCAUCCCCUCCUGUUAUUUUACCGCGCACAAGUUUGACCAUGGACGGAGGCUGCCUAGCUCCCACUUCAUUCUCCUGGUCCCCUUCGCUGGUUCGCCUUCACACGCGGAAAAAGUCUCCCUCUCCCCACCCUGUAGCUCCGUUCACAUUUCACGCCGGUGACGGGGCUCUAAAGCUUCCUCCACCCCCAGUCAACUACUCUAACCUGACCGCGCCAAAGGGAGAGUCGUUUUUCUUUAGUGUUUCGGUCGUUUUGCGCGGUGAGUGCGGCAUAACUUCCAAGAACUGGGGUUUGGAGAGGGGAGGGAGAAACAAGGGGGAGAAGACAACAGGUCGUACCGAUUGAUUGGGGCUGGAAAGUAGGAAGAGACUGAAGAAGAGUAGAGGAAAGAACGAGGAGGAAACAUCCAGGAGCUAGAGACGCCAGAGGAAAGAAACUUCAAUUUGGAGGCAGGAGUUCGCGCGACAGAGUUUCUCUGUUAUUCUCCUCUUUCUUAAGGCGAGCUCAAGAUUUUGCGAAAGGAGAAGUACUGAGGAUUCGGGAGUUCAUAAUGCUAGGUGAGGUGGCAACUGGUGUUCGAGCUUGGAAGACAUCCUUGACAGGCAUAGCAGUCUUCCGGUAACUGCUAUCUACAACCCGAUAGCUGUGUGCUGUGGGUGAUGCUCUGGAUCUUUCUUGAUCGAUGGCAAGUGCAAACACAGAAGGUUUUCGCCUUGUGAGAUGUCCCAAGUGUUUUAAUGUUCUCCCAGAACCGCCCAAUGUUACGGUCUACAGGUGCGGUGGGUGUAGCACCACUCUUCGAGCUAAAAUCCGUGCCGGCAAUGGACAACAAGCGGCCACGAAACAAGUUCGGCAAGACUCCGACAAUUAUUCGGUCGCCACCUCUGUGAGCAAUGGGGUGCCCCCUCAAAACAAAGACCAGGCAUCCAGUGGUGCUGCCAUGGCCAAUUCCUGCAUUGCCGAUGCUCCAAGCGCCGAGCAUGACAGCAAUGGCAUAAAGAGCAAUGAGAAUGGUGAUGUUUUGCUGGCUGAGAGGAAUGCUGUGGAGGUUGAAAAUACUGAGAACAAGGAUUCUCACAAUUUUGACGACCAGUAUACCAAUUCAAGGAUGGAAGGUCCUGCUGAACUGACACACCCCAAUCCAAAUGGCACAUGUUUAGAUCCCGGUGAAGCAGAAAACCACACAGUGGAACAAUCUGCAGAUAAUUCAGAGUCUUGCACAGCAAGAGAAGAUGAUGAUACGGAAUGCCGCUUAAAUGCCUCUGAAAACAAUAUGCUCUCUCCUGAGAGGAGCAAAGUAGCAGCCGUCAGUAUGCAAGAUUCUGAGCAGAAGGGAACAGGCGAAACCGAAGAUGCGGCAAACACGAAGAAUUAUCUUGUAAGGGUACAAUCUCGAUCUUGUGAUCUCCGAGCAUCAGGUAACUCACUUGAUUUCCAUUCUGCACGGACUUCCCUUCAGUCAAAGAGCUUCAGGGCAAGUGAACCUCUUCAAUCAAAGAUCAUGAACACAGUAGAUGAACUGAAAGGUGACCUUUCUGAAUUGUUCAGUAAACCUCCAGAUUGCAAGCCAAGGGCGUAUCCUCCACGUCAUUCCAAACAAGAUGGCUACAAGUCACGUGCAACCAUCACAUCCAGUGCACCUCUUGCAGCAUAUCAUCCUGCUGCUAAGCAUUCUAGCCAUGCAUCUCGCCUAAGCAGGUCCGGCCAGGUUGCUCCUCGUGGACUACCCUCACUGCGAUAUCGCCGGCACAGGGCUUACUCAUACCAUCACAGUGUUCAAAUGGAAAUGAGACCCUGCCGUCAUGAAUGCUGCCAUAGCUGCCGACCACCGUGUUACAGAUCCUGCAAACAAGAACCUGAAAUGCACGGGCCACCGGUCAAGGAGAUCAAGCGGCGGCCUCCCCCCAGACAUCACUGCCGGCCAGUCCUACGAGGUGCUCCAUUCGUCAUUUGCUCUAACUGUCUCAAUCUACUCCAGCUGCCCACUGAUUUCGCCGUCCCAGGCAAAGGGGCGCGCAGGGUCAAGUGUGGCUCCUGCUCUGAAGUUCUCUCCUACUCCUACAGGGACCCCAGUAGGAAGAAACUGCAGUCACCAUUCGGGGGUGAUGAGUACAGCACAGAUGGCUAUGAAAUUCACCAGGCUGCUGAUGGACAACAUAAUACCGGUUUCCAUCAAUCAGAAGCAAAACCGGUGUCCUACUCUGAAGAAUAUGGUCUCUCGUUCGGCGUCAGCUACUCUACCAGCACCGAGGACGGACAGCCUCUGCAUGUGUCAAGGAACUCAUCUUUCAACACCAAUGAUGAAACAAGGGCCAAAGAUGGUAAACUUCACCGGCUGAUGGGGUACUCUUCGGCCAGUGAGCUGCUUCGGCACUCCCCUGACCUGUACGAAAGCUUUGACAGGCGAACACCUGAUGCAAGAACACAUGUCGACAGGAAGGGCAAAGGCAUUUGCAUGGCCAACGAUGAUUCAGGUGAGCAGGACAGUGCAGUGAAGAGAUCAAAGGCGAGGAGUGUUGGCUUGCCACUCCAGGGAAUUCUGAAGAAGGGGAUCCAUGGACUGGAAUCCCUGAAACUCAGGUCGUAGUUAACACGGAUUGGUUCGCCAUGAUUUCGACGAAUUUAGGAAAAGGAUAGCAUACACGACAGGUUUAGAUUUUAGAAAGAGGUCCAGCUGUUGGCCUUCUGAUGGGUAUUUUUAGUAGCUCGCAUUCUGAUCUGUGCGUGCGUGUUAUCUGCAAUUCAUUUGUGUGUAAAGAUGUUUUGUUUGCAAUUUUGUGUGUUCUUUAAUGUGUGUAAGGUUUGCACCCGUGCAAGUAGUCGAUGUUGAGGAUGUACAUAUAUUAACGAUUUUUUGCACGGUUAAUUCGUGAUUUGUUUGGUUCGAUCUUGACAGAGGAGAUUGUUGCCUUUGGCCUUUUGGGAUU
This is a messenger RNA of Phragmites australis (common reed), 2933 nucleotides long. Its product is annotated as protein ENHANCED DISEASE RESISTANCE 4-like. NCBI's taxonomy places the organism in Eukaryota, Viridiplantae, Streptophyta, Magnoliopsida, Poales, Poaceae. The transcript has 4 exons. The record is from RefSeq and is a predicted model, not a curated record. The coding region runs from base 689 to 2593 and encodes 634 amino acids. Gene Ontology annotation, biological process: regulation of defense response to fungus.